AUGGCUGGAAGAAAUGACUGCACUAUUGCUAAUGCUUUAGAGUCAAUGGCUCGGGCACUCCACAUACAACAAAAUCAGGCAGGUGAUGAGUUUUGUGGUUUAGGGAAGACGGGUCACCAUGCGGUAGAUUGUAGGAGUGAUAUGCCGAUUUGUUAUAACUGUGGCAAGUAUGGUCAUAUCAGUACCAAUUGUCAAAGUCCAAGAAAGCAUAGUCUGAAGGGAAGUAUUCCUUUGAUUUCUAAUAUUGACACGGGUGUAAGACAUUUGUUUGUUUCACUUGAUUGUGUUGAGAGGUUAGGGUUGAAAUUAUCUUCUAUGGAUGACUUAGUGUGUUUACAUUUGAAGAAUCUUGAUAGUAUCCUUGGAAUGAACUGGUUAGAGUUCAACCAUGUUCAUAUAAACUAUUUUGACAAGACGAAGUCAUUUCCAAAGUUUGAUGCAAGUAAUGAGUUGUUUGUGUCUUCUAAGAAAGUGAAUGAGUUUGUGAGUGAUGAUGCUAUAAUGUUUAUGAUAUUAGCUUCUAUGAAGGCUGAGAGUAAAGUUGUGAUUAGUGAGUUUCCGGUGGUGAGUGACUUUUCGGAAGUUUUUCCAGAUCAUAUCAGGCAAUCGCCACCAGAGCGUGAAGUUGAGUUUACUAUAGAUUUAGUACUUGGUACUAGGUCGGUGUUGACGGAUCCUUAUAUAAUGUAUACUUCAGAGUUGAGUGAAUUGAAUAUGCAACUAGAAGAUCUGCUUGAAAAUAAGUUUUUUCGUCUGAGUGUUUCACCAUGGGGUGCGCCGGUGUUGUUAGUGAAGAAGAAGGACGGUUAUCAUCGGAUUCAUGUGAAGCAUGAAGAUAUUCUGAAGACUGCUUUCAGAACGAGGUAUGGUCAUUAUGAGUAUUCGGUAAUGUAG
Molecule: messenger RNA, 894 nt
Organism: Lathyrus oleraceus (garden pea)
Lineage: Eukaryota; Viridiplantae; Streptophyta; Magnoliopsida; Fabales; Fabaceae
Exons: 5
Coding region: 1-894 (297 amino acids)
Molecular function (GO): zinc ion binding; nucleic acid binding
Source: RefSeq, a predicted model, not a curated record